AGAGGUUAAUCAUUAGCAGUCCACACAAAAUGGCUAGGUUAGCCUUCUUCUCGGUGGUCCUCGCAGUCCUCCUAGCCCAUUCCGCCGCUGAAGGGGAUAACAUCCUACAGCUGCCCUCCAUCGCUCAAGGGCAUAACAUCCAGCAGCUACCGUGCCAACUUCAGCUCCAGCAAAGCUCACUCGAGGCGUGUCGGCGAGUCGUGGACCAGCAGCUGGCCACUCAGAGCCCCUUCUUCCUCUCGCCACAAGCUCUCACCCCCAACUGGGUGCAGGCGCAAUGCUGCCAGCAGCUCCGGGACAUUAGCCGCGAGUGCCUUGCCACCGCCAUCCGCCAGAUCGUGAGCCAGUACGAGCAUCAAGCCGUGGUGCCACUCGGAGAAGGAUCGUUCCAACCUAGCGAAACUUUUCCACAGCAGCCAGGGCAAGGGUCGUACCUCCCUGGCCAGACUUUUCCGCAGCAGCCAGGGCAAGGGUGGCACCUCCCCGGACAAUCUGUCCCGCAGCAGCCAGGGCAAGGGUGGUACCUCCCCGGCCAAUCUUUCCCACAGCAGCCAGGGCAAGGGUGGUACCUUCCCGGCCAAUCUUUCCCGCAACAACCAGGGGAAGGGUGGUACCUCCCCGGCCAAUCUUUCCCGCAGCAACCAGGGCAAGGGUGGUACCUCCCCGGCCAAUCUUUCCCGCAGCAGCCAGGGCAAGGGUGGUACCUCCCCGGCCAAACUUUUCCGCAACAGCCAGAGCAAGGGUGGUACCUCCCCGGCCAAUAUUUUCCAUUGCAGCAACAUCCAGGAUCCUACUGCCCCAGCCAAACAUUUCCGCAUCAGCAACAGCCAGGGUCAUACCGCCCCGGCCAAACUUUUACUCACCAGCAACAACAGAAGCCCUUUGGCUCCAUUGAACAGGGCAAGCCAGUAGCCGGACAAGAGUCAUCCGGCGAGGCCGCACAACAUCAAGAACAAGGGACAUCCUCCACCAGCGAAGCUUUCCCACCACAACAACAGGGAGAACUGUCCUUCGGUGAGUCGACCAUGAAGCAGCAGCAGGGAAGCCAAGAUCCCUCCCACGUGCACAACAGCAUUUAUCAGGGCGUACAAGGUCAGUACUGCGGCAAGCAAAGUCAGACGGGAUUCGGUGGGUCUUCAUCUCCAUCUUUUUCUGGCACCGACCAGCAGGCAGCCCUCCUGAAGAUACAACUAGAGGUGGUCGCUAGGGCGCGACAGAUUGCAGCGCAGUUGCCAGUCAUCUGCCGGCUCGAGGGCUAGCUAGUCGGUACUAGGCUAGAACUCUCCUUACUCGAAUGUUGCCUGGGCAUGCAUGCACCCCUAGCUUGAUAAUAAACGUGACGUAUGGUCACUGUGUUUGAUGCAAGUAUAAUAAGAGCCGAAGAAUAAAGUGCAACGAAAUGCUUCUCCAAA
Lolium perenne is the source of this 1412-nucleotide messenger RNA. RefSeq lists its product as uncharacterized. Gene Ontology annotation, molecular function: nutrient reservoir activity. The record is from RefSeq and is a predicted model, not a curated record. NCBI's taxonomy places the organism in Eukaryota, Viridiplantae, Streptophyta, Magnoliopsida, Poales, Poaceae.